Molecule: messenger RNA, 1456 nt
Organism: Dissoconium aciculare CBS 342.82
Lineage: Eukaryota; Fungi; Ascomycota; Dothideomycetes; Mycosphaerellales; Dissoconiaceae
Product: GroES-like protein
Exons: 1
Coding region: 60-1175 (371 amino acids)
Molecular function (GO): oxidoreductase activity, acting on NAD(P)H
Source: RefSeq, a predicted model, not a curated record
UUGGAAAUAAUGUUAGAUGGCAACCUGAGCGGUUGCUUCCAAAGAUUUGUUCUGCAAUAAUGAUUCGACAAAAUACUGCUCUCGUUAUCCAGAACACGCAAAAUUACGCUGUGAAGCGUCACGCAUCCUUUCCCGUUCCCAGUGAACAGGAAUUGUUGAUUCAAGUUUUGUACUCAGGUAUCAAUCCUGCCGACGUCAAGCAUGAAGACCUUGGAAUCGACACGACUACCCUUGGAUAUGACUUUUGCGGCCAAGUGAUGGGCGGGCAUGACGUGGAAAUGGUAAACAUGCAGUUCAAAGAAGGCGAUAUUGUCGCCGGGUACACGCCGACCGGCAUCGGGCGUCCAAGCAAAUUCGGAUCACAUCAAGAUUAUCUGGUCUGUCCCGUCGAUAUGAUGUUCAAGGUCCCAGACAAUGUUCCCAGGUCCCACGCUGCAUGCCUGACUGUCACGACGAUGACCGCGGCAGACAUCGUUUUCAAUCUCUUCGGAUUACACCUAUCAGACGAGAAUAAAUUGCUUUCGCAUGCUGAUGCCAUUUUGAUCUGGGGAGCUGCAGGUGGUGUUGGAUCUGCGACCGUGCAGUUCGCGAAAAUUGCUGGAUUCAAACAUAUUCUCGCAGUCGCAUCUAUCGCACGUCACCACGAACUGAAACUGUUAGGUGCCACUGCAUGUUUCGAAUAUAAGCAGCCCGAUGCUGUCGACAAGAUCAGGACCCACGCGAAGAAGCACAAUUUCAAGAUCUCUUACGGUGUAGAUGCUGUGGGGACGAUAGGACAGAACAAUUCUGCAGACAUGGUUCGGAGAAGUUGUCAUGCAGAUGCUCAACUAGUGUCUACAGUUCUGCGGAGUCAAAAGACUUUCAAGUUGCCCUUUGCUAUGAAGAACAGAGACAUACAGCUGAAAGUCCACGCAUUCGUGACUCCUAGAUACAUGAAAUGGCUCCAGCCAUGGGUUCCCAAGAUCAAAGUAUCUCUAUCACGCAAUGAAGGAGACCAUCAGAAAGCCUGGCAAGCACUGAUGUAUGCGGUGGGGCAUUAUGGUCAGGACUUUCACAGGAUGAGCUCUGUUCAGGAAUGCUCUAGAGAUGCUGAGCAGGCCUUGGAUAAGGUGAAAGCGGUCGCGGCGGGAACUGGCGGGUCUGGUAAAUGGGUUGUGCCACAUCCGUUCGCAUAGCGUCAUGUGUGUGUGUACCCACAAUCGCGUAAAGGACACCUGAAAACCGGUAUCUUCGCAUCUGCGUAUCUUUUGACAAGUUCCUUUACAGGGUACCAAUGUUGAUAUCAGUGUACUGCACGCUGUUCAAAACAGCAAUGGUCUUACUGCCGGUAACAAGCCAAACGCGUUUGAAUCAAUGAUUGACUUCACAUCUUCACGACGACACAUCAAGAAUGGCUUUGAGGUUUAGGGUAGGCAUUAAAGCGAAGCUUUUGCAGUAACUUAGAUAUCGACGAUGG